UCAAAGUUAACCCCUUUAGUCAGAAAGUUAGACACUGAUCUUUAAAUUUUCGCAUCAAAAAAACCCAUGAAAUCCGCGAUUCUCAGAACCGGUUCGAUCCCGGUUCAGAACCUCAACCGGACACCUGCACAUAGUGGAAGUAUUCCAUCAUCUCCAAGAGUUUCAUUCCGGUCUGAAUAUAUUGGGUUUGGAAACCUAAAGCGGUCUAGCUCAGAUACCGAUUUGAUCCGUUCUGAGUUGGUGAGUUCAGGAGUUGGUCGAGUUGGAUCAGUUUCAUUCCCUGAUUUAGGUGUGAUUGUUGAGGAGGAAUCAAGUGGAGGAAUUGGGAUUGGGAUUGGGAAUGGAAAAGGGAAAGGGAAUGACUAUGGGGGUAAAGGAAAAGGUAGGAAUGAUGAGAGUAAUGAUAAGAGUAAGAUUGAAGAAUAUUACCAAGAAAUGUUGAAUUCAAAUCCUGAGAAUUCCUUACUUUUGAGAAAUUAUGGGAACUACUUGCAUCAGGUGAAGAAAAAUGCGGAGAAAGCAGAGGAAUAUUACGGAAGAGCAAUAUUAGCAAAUCCAGGAGAUGGGGAAUUAUUGUCAUUGUAUGGGAAUUUAAUUUGGGAAACUUCCAAGGAUGAACAUCGAGCUCAACUUUACUUUGAUCAAGCUAUUAAUGCCUCACCUAAUGAUUGCAUGGUUUUGGGUUCAUAUGCACACUUCUUAUGGGAAGCAGAGGAUGAUGAAGAUGAUCAAAGUACUUGUAUUAAUCAUGAAAGUGCUGGUAUUCCUGCUAUGGUUGGUGUUCGCUAAACAUUUUGAGCUUUUAAAACCCUUCAAUGGGCAUUAGGCAAUGGGCACUAGCUAGGAUGAGAAAAUAACUCUUAGAAUGUUUUGAUGUUAUAUUUUUUACUUUUCGUUUACAAUAUGAAAACAGGACUAGAUUAUGAAAAUAUAAAAUAUAAUAUGAAAAAUAAAAAAAAGAAAAACAAAAAUUGGAAAUAAUUAAUAGGAGAAAAUGAGAUUAAUCUCUUAUGUGACAUCGGUACUUACUGACUUCUAUGUAUAAAUGUUGUUAUUACUAAUGAGUUAACUAUACUUUUUCCAUAACACAACAUUUACAACAUCAAAUGUAACAUUUCUAUUUUUAGUAUUUUUCAGUUUUUACCUUGUUUUUUGGUAUUCCUAUAUUACUAGUUGAUUCUUUUAGGUUUUUAGUAAAGGAUAUUAUCAAGACAUCAAUUCAAUUAAAAGUUUAAACUAAUAGUUGUAAUCUCAAUAUAUGUUAAAGACACUAUAAAAGCACAAAGUGUAGACAUGCUGGCGCUAAUAAUUCCAGUUAAAAGAAUAGGUGGAUGAAAUUCAAACACUUAACUCAAGUUUUUAAUACCAUGUCAAGAAUCAAUACUACUAAAAGUUUAAUCUAAUGGUUUUGAGCAUGUACUACAAGGGGUUCGAUCGUACAUGACCUACUAAAUUUAAAAGCCUUAAACAUUAGUUGACAUUAGUUUACAUUGCUUUUACUUUAGUUUAAUUAUUUUUUUUUUCAGACCUUAAAUUUUCAAAUAAAUUAAACAAAUAAUAUUUUAAAAUUUAUUAUGUAUUUUUGCUCCGCGGAUGGUAUUUUAUAAGCUCUUGGACAAUCUUGUCUCUCGUCAUUUGGGAAUGAUAUUCCGUUUAAUAAUGAUAUUAUGCCAUGAAUGAUGUAUCCAUCUCUAAAAUGUCAUGUAGUACGGGCAAGAAUCAUGUGAUAAGGAUAGAAAAGAAAAAUCACAAGAAAAGCAAUCAUAGAAGGAAAACUACAAAUGAGUAGAGUUAGGAAAGAGUGGGUUUCCAUAAUCUUCUAUUCAUCAAUAAUGUUCAUUUGGACAUUUUCUUUAUGUUGGGUGCAUAUUAGGUGUGAGCACAAAUAAGUGUACUGAGUGUACUUUGUCUAGCAUUUUAAGUCUUUAACACUUGGAAUUAUAAGAAUUGCUUCCGUCCAUCUUACUUAGAUAGAUCGAUCUAAUUGAACAUGUAUUAGAGAGUCAUACUCGUCAAUACUAGAGUGGAAAACAAUCGAAACACAAUUUUUAGUGAAGAAUUAGGGUUUUUUGUAAUCAGAAACUGUGUACAAAAAGGUUUAAUAUAUCACAAAUUUUUGUAAGAGACGGUUUUUUUGAGAGACCAUCUCUAAUUGGACCAGCUCAUUUCAUAAUUUUUAAAAUAUUGUAAGUAGUCAUUAAAAAUAAUAUAAGUAGUCAUUUAAGAUAUUAAAAGUAGGCAUUAAAAGUAUAGUAAUUAAGCAUUAAUUAUAAUUAGACAUUAAGAAUACGGUAAGUA
Molecule: messenger RNA, 2298 nt
Organism: Amaranthus tricolor (Joseph's coat)
Lineage: Eukaryota; Viridiplantae; Streptophyta; Magnoliopsida; Caryophyllales; Amaranthaceae
Exons: 4
Coding region: 67-789 (240 amino acids)
Molecular function (GO): protein binding
Source: RefSeq, a predicted model, not a curated record